AUGCUUCUGGGGAAGUCCAUUCUGUUUCCGAUUGAUGACGCAGGAACCGACCCGCGCGACCCUCAGAACGAACUUCGCAAUCGCGACACACUGACCCUGCUGACCAUGGCCGGGGUGGCAGGAUUCAUCUCGAAUCUCAUGCUUCGUCGCUCAUACACCUCGUGGGCGCAAUACUGGUGCUUCUUGCUAGCGGUCGCGUGCAUCGGCGGCAAGGCCGCAAUCGAUUCUCUCAACGGUAGGCGACGGAAAGACGACAAAGCAUACAAAUUGCUGCAGGAAUCCUCCGAACUGCGCUCCAUGGACAGCGAGGAGACUGCCGUCUCGGAACGAUCAGACGACACCCGCGUUGCUGAUAUUAGCGGACGUCGCAGCAACAUUGUCCUACGCGGUCUCUUCGUUUCCGCGGUCGUGCCCUUUUUUUGGUCGGCAUGGGCAGUUCUCAAUUUCUCGGACCGCGUGCACCAGAAAAUCGUCCGAGCAACUACGACCCUAGACGCCGGUUAUAGCGCAACGACUCCUGCGGAACUCGUCAUCAGCAUGUACAAAGAACCGAUCGACGACGUCGCCCAUCUCAUCAACUCACUGAAAGCCAUGCCCCACCUGGCAGACGCCGAUGUGCACAUCUACAUCAAAGACAGCGAAUCCGACACCGAAGCGAUCCAACAACGCACCGGAGCGACUAACAUAACGACUCUUCCUAAUAUAGGGCGAGAGGGCGAGACAUACCUCUACCACAUCCUGCAAAACUGGAACACCCUCGCAGCACACACCGUCUUCCUCCAAGCCGACGUCCACAACCCGCGAGAGUUCUACCCCCGAAUCCGCGACUACUUCGACCCCCAGCGAACCGGCUUUCUGAGCCUGGGCUGGGCCGGCCAAGUCUGCAACUGCGAGGACUGCGGCGACCGCUGGUCCUGGCAAGACACCACGCAUCUCUUCCCCCAAAUCCACAGCCGCAUCAACGACAACGCGACCGCAUGCGACAAGGUCCUCCUGAGCUUCAAGGGCCAGUUCGUCGCGUCCGCGAAGCGCAUCCGUGGCGUCGAUACCUCGGUGUACCAGGACCUCCGCGAAGCCUUCGUAAACAAGGAGAGCUGGGCACACAAGGAGGAAUACCUGCAGGGCCGGCCCGACUCCAUGAGCGCGCCCGUCUUCGGAUACACCAUGGAGCGCAUGUGGAAUCUGCUCUUCCAGUGCAACGACAUGGACGUCGCCUGGAAAUGUCCAACGCUGCUGAGCGGAACCAGAGGGGGUGGCAGCAUCGAGGACUGCCAGUGCUUCGACCCGGUCGAUUUAGCAUCAGAGCGAUGA
Messenger RNA from Trematosphaeria pertusa, 1311 nucleotides. RefSeq lists its product as uncharacterized. Lineage: Eukaryota; Fungi; Ascomycota; Dothideomycetes; Pleosporales; Trematosphaeriaceae. The transcript has a single exon. The coding region runs from base 1 to 1311 and encodes 436 amino acids. The record is from RefSeq and is a predicted model, not a curated record.